CCGGGGCGAGGCGGGGUCGGCGGCUCCGUGAGGGGCUGCGGGGGGCCCCGAGCUGCGGGGAUGGGGCCGCGGCUGCACGGUGGCACGGCGGGGGGCGAAUGGGCGGUUUGGUGCCAGACUGCGGGGUUCUGGGCAGCUGGUAAAGCUGGGGGUGCGCUGAGAGCCUUCACCGCGAAGCGUCCUCGUGAGGCUCGGUGUUCCGUUAAAACGCUUUAAGCCCCUGAUACCAAAAUCUUUACCUCACACAAAUACAGCAUAUUUCAGUGUAAUUCUUUCGACUUAAGCUGAUUUUAAAAUGGAUUGAAGGAAGCAUGUGACAUACAGUUGAUAACCAGUAACUUCCAGAUGGCCAGAUCAGAACCUCAGGACAGAAAUUAUGAUAAUGUGGUAAAGAUGGUAGAGGACCUGAACAGAGACUUAGAGAAACUUCUGGAGGAAAUGGAAAAAAUGACAGUGCAGGCAACCUGGAUGGCAUAUGACAUGGUAGUAAUGCGUACCAACCCAGACCUGGCCAAUUCCAUGAGGCGUCUGGAAGAUGCCUUCCUGAAUUGCAAAGAAGAGAUGGAGAAAAGAUGGCAAGAGGUGCUAAGGGAAUCUAAAGCCAUCCUUGUAGUGUAUGUGCAUAUACAACUUCCUGGAAGAUCACACUCACUUCAUAGUCAAUACGUACACAUGGAAGAGUUUGACCUCUGAACAAAUGUGUUGGAGCGAGAAAGAUUGUGUACAACGGACAACUGCAUUGCACCAGCAUAUACCUAUCAAGGAAAACUGAAGAAUUACUUUUUUUUUUCCCCAAAUGAAAAACUCUAGAUGUGCAGAUUGAUCAGGUUAGUUUGAUGUGGGAUUGCCUAAUAGGUGUUCAGUGACAAUGUUAUUGUUAGAUAGCUCACCUGUUUCGUUUCCUUGGAUUUUUAACCAUUUGUUUGGACUGGUUAUCCCAGAAAGAUUGUUUCUUUCAAACUUUCUGAAGGUAACAUGUCUUAUUUAAGAAAAAAAUGUUUACAAUUAUAGACCGUAGUUUUUGUGGUAUGGUUUGUGAGAUUGCUGCAAAUACCAAAUUAACAUUAUUACAAAACAUGCUUUUCUCCAUAUGUUCCUACUGUGGGAUAUUAAAAAAGAAUAGAAAAAGAAAUUUAUUUUGUUGUCAAGGUGUGGAUUAAGAGCAUCACCUCAUGGCUUGUAGUUACUGCAUAAAUGAGUAUUUCACCUGAGCUGGAAGUCAACGUAAGCUUUGAGAAAUAAUUCCCAUUUCAUUAAAAUGCAGUUUAGCAAUGGUAGCUGGCAUUUCUAGAGGCAUAAAUGGUAAAGAAUAUUAACUUUGAACUAUAUUCUUGACUUUUGCUCCAGCAGAUAGGUCUUCAUUCCUGCCAAGGUAGGGCAAAACAGCAGAACAGCAUGAUGAAUCUUGCGCUUUGAUUAAUCCUUGGAAGAUUUUCAUGGCAUGUUGUCACUUUGGUACCUUUGACAGCAUUGGCAUUGUUACAGCAUUGGCAUUGUUCUUUAAUGCUGCAUUAAAAACUAUUUUUUUGAAGAGGCAUUGUCUUUAACAACUUAUGUAGAAACUUACCAAAUUUUGUGUGACCUUUUGGCUACCAAGUGCUAAGUAUAGAUUGACUACAGGUUUCCAGAAAGCUCAGUUUUCAUGUAGACACUUGACGAAGUGGCCAGCGUUUAAAAGAAAACAAGAAGCAAAAACAAAGGCAAUAAAACUUUUUUUUUAAUCCAGCAGUCCUGAGAGAAUACUGCUCAAAACCACCACUUCUGGGAAAAAACAAAAUAUGGCUUUUAUUCAUUAAAAUGUCCUCUGUGAUAUUGAUACCCGUGGCCCUCUCCUGACCUAUCAUUAUGUAAUGUUGAAUCUUACAGUAAGUAAGUCUUUCUGAAUACUUUAUUUCUCCAGUACAAAUAGACACAGCCAGGGAGCAUAACUGUCAGGAGAGAAAGCAUCUAGUAUGAUUUUUUUUUCCUAGCCCUGAAGUCUCAUCAUUUUACAGCUUUCCCACUCUUGGAUUUUUUUUUUCUGUAUAACUGCAGAGGUAGGGAUUAUAGCAACAGAAACCAUUAAGCACACCUUAAAUUUUUUCUCACCAGGAAGCAGAGAGAUGAUAGCACACCAAUACAGUCUUAAGGACAGAUGCUCAUGCUAAGGUACUAGGUCACCCCUCUGUGAGUGAACUGAGUUCACAGGACAGGUUUGUGAAUACCUAUGAAAAUUUUUUGUCUGUACUAUCCUUUUUCUUACUCUUGAAAGUUUUUAAACUAGUUUUUUAAACUAGUAACCACGUGCCCAACAAAUGCUUAACUACGAUGAGCAGUAGGGACAAAAGUUAGGAAGAAAACCAAAGGUUGCAGGUAGGGACUACAGCACAUACUUAGCUUAGAGAAUCUGGCUGGAUAAAUAGACUAGGACUGCUGCCUUGUCCCUAAGCUUUUCUUCCCAAGUACAUAACUGGAGGAGUCAGGGAUAUACACCAGAGUAGGAACAGUUCAUACUGCUUGUAAUACAAUACAGCAAGAUGACUUUUUUUUACUUCUAAAAAUAACUUACAGUUUUUUUUGAUUGAUAAUCAUCUUGUGGAAAUUGACAGUUCUGUUGUAUGCAUCUACCACAUUCUAGCCCACCUAGAUACUUACGACUUGCCACAGAAGCCACAUCAAAGUAUGGAUUUUUCUGUGACAGGGGUGCACAAUACAAAUUUUGUUUACAGAAGUAGAAAGUACAUGGAUCAACAUCCCCAUCUAGCGUUCACAACUUAAACUGUAACAGUAAUUAUGACUGCUAGGUUGACAUCUUCUAACCAUCCAGUAGGAAGAUUUUUGUAAUGGAAAUUAUAAGUAGCAGUUUAGUUUUAUGCUCACUCUCAGUGAACUCCACUGAUGUGACUUCAGCCUGUGCAGCAGUUAUCCAUAGGUGAUUCCUGUACUGUAUUUUAAGGAAGAGCAUGCUUUUUCAAACAGCCACAAAAAUAAGAGAAGGGGGCACUGGUACACUGCCACUCUAAACUCAAAUAUAACAGUACGGAAUUCUGUUUCCUCAGUUCUUAAGUUAUUCUUCCCUUAUCCACUUAUGGUAACACUUAAUAGGCACAUCACAAAUCAGUUCACUUUGUUUUGUUUCUAAGUUAUCAUUAAUGCAGAGACCUGGACAGACACUGGAAUAGAUUCACGCUGGUUCAUUUUGCAUGAAUGGAUAGAUCAAAUUUAAUUCCACAGCUGAUAAGUGUGUGAAGCUUAGCAAGGAGGGCACAGAGUUGAUCUUUAAACACUUGUUAAGGCCAGUAAGUGCUCUGAUGUUUAGCACUGCCACUUUUUUUUACAGUACUCACCACAACAAAAUUUAUAGUCCAUUGUUAUGUACUUAACCUGUCUGCAGGGAAAGAGUUGGAUGCCUACAAGUAACCAAGAACCAGCAAACCAAGUCAUAUGUUGUCUGAUACAACAAGGCUGUAAUGACACUAUAAAAUAGAAUUGACAAGGCCUGGCCUGGGGGGAACUUCUCAUUUCAAAUGUAAUGCUUCAGCUUAUCAGUCCUCAUCAGAACAUUAGCCCACACUUCAAUUAGAAUGUUAUUUCCUCCCAUACUAGUGCUUACCAGUUCUGCUUCCCAGUUAUUAUAAACCCAAUUCAUGUUAUCUUACAAAGGUUUAGGAGGCAAGUCCAUGUUUUAGAUGUUUUACAAAGUUGGGCUGUUUUACAGAUUGAUAUAAGUUUAGAAAUCUCAGUCCAAAUCCUUGCCUUUUUCCUGAACAUGGGAACUAGAGUAGAUGAGGACAGAAUUCACCUGCCAGGAAUCUCUACUCCUUUGUCAUACACAUGUACAGUGUUGCUCCAUACAAAGAGGGUUUACUUGAAGUGCUAUUCAAUAAAGAUUGUGAGGAUUGUAUAGCUAAGUUCAGGAAGAGGUGUUUUAAGGAUACAAAUACACUACCCAAGGUUUGAGUAACAGCAACUGUAAGACAAACAUGAAAAGUGUUGGACAUGUUGGAGAAUGAAGCAUGCAACAAGAUCGCUGAAGGAACACACCCAUAUUCAACAGCUGGAAGGAGACUGAUAACACCCGCAAGAUAUCCAAACUUCAUGAAGGCCAAACUUCAGGAAGGAACACAAACACAUGCAUUAGUACGACAGUUAAGAACUUUAAGAACUUUGCUCUUCAACACAGAAGACAUACAAUAUUUUACUGUUUUCAAUAAAAAAGUUUUUUGGGGGGGCUAAUAAAUUUUACUGCCACUAUUCUGGAACAGAAGCUUGAAUGAAGUGGCAUUUAUUAUGUUAGCUGUCUUUUUGAGCAGAUAGGGAUCUCAAAGAACCUUGGAUUCUACUGUUUACAGAACACAAGAGCCCUGCAAAACAGAUUUGGAAUGCAUUAGCAGGAUAAUUUUCCCAAUCCUCCAGACUCCUGCUGGAAGACAGUAACAGAAAAACCUAGCUAUUUGAGUCACAAAAUCAGAAGGCAUUUUAAGUUAUACAAUGGAGCCAUAAUUUUCUGUAGAAGUUGUUUUGCAUUCAAGUAGCCCUACUUAACACUGCUCAUGUAUCAUCCACCAUAGUUUUAGACAAGACACAUCUUUAUACAUUUACGGAUGUAGCCCUCAUUUUCACACAAAUGCUGAAGCAGUAAGAUACAGUCAUUCAUUAUUUUAAAGGAGAACAUGAACAAACACUUCAAUGGAUUUGCUUUUUUGGUACUUGAAAUCAUUUUUAUUUGUGAGGAACGUCACCCAUGCUGCACAGUUUCAAAUAGAUCUUACCAAGGAAAGCGGAAAUUUCUCCUCCCCAUGUCCUGCAGUGAACAGGACUGGCACAGAAAAAAGAAAACUCAACACACUUGGGAGGUUUAGCACCAGCAUCCAAUAAAAAAGCAUUUGAUUUCAAUUUCAGUUCUUUGGUUGGGUAUUUUUCCCUUUUUUCAGUUUGAUA
Molecule: messenger RNA, 4920 nt
Organism: Cygnus atratus (black swan)
Lineage: Eukaryota; Metazoa; Chordata; Aves; Anseriformes; Anatidae
Gene: SYCE3
Product: synaptonemal complex central element protein 3
Exons: 5
Coding region: 346-693 (115 amino acids)
Biological process (GO): reciprocal meiotic recombination; synaptonemal complex assembly; spermatogenesis
Cellular component (GO): central element
Source: RefSeq, a predicted model, not a curated record